This is a messenger RNA of Xiphophorus maculatus (southern platyfish), 1314 nucleotides long. RefSeq lists its product as uncharacterized. Bases 1 to 1314 code for a protein of 437 amino acids. Lineage: Eukaryota; Metazoa; Chordata; Actinopteri; Cyprinodontiformes; Poeciliidae. The record is from RefSeq and is a predicted model, not a curated record. The transcript has 3 exons.
AUGCCAACCUCUCAACGUGAAGAGGAGGGUUCAGCUGAACCAGCAAAGCACAAUCAGGCAGAUCAAUUCAGCCUCGCAGACUUCAGGGAAACCCUAAAUGCCUUAGAUGAAUCGCUGGGGGACUACUGGCUAAAAUCCUGCUCCGAGUGCCAGGCCUUUAUGAGGAUGGGCAACCAACAAGCAACAAAACUGAAUCCAAAUUACUACACAGAGAGCUGGGAUGACUUACAAACAGCACCUGGAGUCCAAAUUCCCCGCAAAAGAAGGCGGAGAGAAGAAGAGGCAUCGACGUGUAACUUCAGGGCAACGCCAGGCCAAGCAAGAUGGAGAAAGUGCCAAAUAGUUGAUGAGGAAGCAACAGAAAGAAGACGAAGAGCAACAGAAGGAGAAAUGAAGCACAUAAGGACUUUUUCCUCUGAGCUGCCGAAGCCAGUUUGGAGAGUGAAGCUGCCAGCUGCUUCUCCUGGACGUUCCCAGAGGUGGGAGGUUUUCUCCGCAAACCAGGCCGACUCUGACACCGAGCUUUCCGAAUAUGAUAACGAGAUGUUAAGUCCUAGCAGUAAAACUGCAGACCAGAAACACGAGAAAGAGGAAACUGAAGUUGUAGCCGCGGCAGAGGGAGUGAUGGGAAAGAUCAGGGAGGUGGAGGGGAUUCUGCGCCGCGUCAGUCUGACCAGCUCAGACUGGAUCAGAAAAACAAGCGAGGAGGAAGAUGGCAGCAAUUUCGCAUCUUCAGACGCUUUGCAACAGGUUGCAAGCUGGCUGGAAGAUCAGAACAGAGUAUCUAAAAUUUUAGGAAAACCAGAAAAUCCGACUGAGAUGAAUCCAACGUCACAUUCUCAUCACUUCACCUUUCCUUUCCAGUCGCACAGUCUACCAGGUAGAGAAGACACCUCGCCAAUCCCCUCUGCAUCCAGCAGCUCAGGAAGUUUAUCCCCCAUCCUGUCUUCUCCUCUCACAUUAAGCCUGACCGAUGUGACAAAAUGGCAAGACUCUGAGAAGAACAAAGCUUGGAUCAAUUCAGAAAAAGGUUCGCUGGAUGCUUUGGGUAGUGGCUGCAAAAGGGUCGCCACAAACCCAAGAGGAGCGAAAAAGGAUGAGAAGUUAAUGUGGUCAACUCUGCAGCUGAAGGAAGAUUAUCUGUUAUCUUCUGACGAAGCCCUGCAGAGGCAGGAGGAGAUCUGGCAGCAGGAAGUGGAGGAGUCUCUGUCCCGCUGCAGAUCUCUCUUUCAUCCAUCACGACCAAAACACGUCGACUUCCUGCACAUCACUGCUCCUGAUGAUGAAUUUUCCCACCUGACGAGGAAAAACUGA